CCUGCGUGAUAUAUGAUUACAGGGACGCUAUUUAUCGCGAUCUAUCGCCCGCGUUCUCGCUAAUAGCCCGAGAGGCGGGACGGAGAGGCAGGGGAAAGCCUCUCUCAGGAGUUUGCCAGCCUGCGUAAGCGCGGUCUGCUGCGUGCUCGCGGCGAUACGGAAGUGAAUUGAUAUCUCGGCGAUUACAUUACAUAAACAGACGUCACACGGCACACUCGGGGCGAUACGUUUUUGUUUCCUCCCGCUCUAUCGCGUUCUCGUAGCAGAAAUGCCGAUCGACUUCGCCGCGUUCGCGUACGCCGCCGCGGUGGCCGGCGGCGGGGUGUUAGGUUACGUGAAAUCGAAUUCCAUCCCCUCGCUGGCCGCGGGUCUCCUCUUCGGCUCGGUCCUCGGCUACGGCGCAUAUCAGACCUCCCAGGAUCCGACCAACGUCGCGGUCUUCCUGGGCACCAGCACGGCCCUCGGCGGCCUGAUGGGCUACCGUUUUUACAACAGCGGCAAGAUCAUGCCGGCCGGAGCGAUCGCCGUCCUUAGCGCCGUCAUGAUCGUGAGGACGGUCACGAGGUAUUUUGCGCCGCCCUUGAAGACCGAGUGAACGCCGACUGUGCAGAGCGCUGGAGGCACCGCAUUUAUUAAGUUUAACGUUUACGCGCGAGGGACGGGGAAUGCAAUUGGUAUAAUCGAACGAUUGAUAGGGAUUAAUGUUUGUAAAGAAAAUAUAUAUAUCUUUUUUUUCUCUUUGUCAAA
Messenger RNA from Vollenhovia emeryi, 747 nucleotides. RefSeq names its product transmembrane protein 14C. The coding region runs from base 269 to 595 and encodes 108 amino acids. The record is from RefSeq and is a predicted model, not a curated record. Lineage: Eukaryota; Metazoa; Arthropoda; Insecta; Hymenoptera; Formicidae. Gene Ontology annotation, biological process: regulation of heme biosynthetic process. The transcript has 3 exons. Gene Ontology annotation, cellular component: mitochondrial membrane.